GACUCGGAAACCAUGCUCUUACCAUCUUCGGACAACUCUCUCCCUCUCUUUGAUUCUCUCACUAAGUCCGUAAGUUUUCGUUGCCGCUUCAGAAACAAGAAGCAAGCGAAACAGAGCGCUACUUCAAUGGUUGUCCCGUCCAAACCAGCGAUCGAACCGUUCUCCUACGUUGGGAACAGCAUGCCCAACAGCAACGCAUUAUAUUCUCACCAAAUCCCUCUCGUCGACCUCUCGAAACCGGACUCCAAGAGCCUCAUCAUCAAGGCCUGCGAGGAGUUCGGCUUCUUUAAGGUCGUCAACCAUGGCGUGCCGCUGGAUUUCAUCUCCAGGUUGGAAGAGGAAGCCGUCAAGUUCUUCUCUUUGCCUCUCGUCGAGAAAGAGAAGGCAGGUCCUCCUGACCCGUUCGGCUAUGGCAACAAGAAGAUUGGCUGGGGAGGCGAUGUGGGUUGGGUCGAGUACCUCCUCCUAACGACCAAUCCCAGCUUCAACUACCGCAAGUUCCCAUCGGUUUUUAGCGAAAGCUCAGAAAGAUUCCGCUCCGCUCUGGGUGAUUACAUAUCAGCGGUGAGGGACAUGGCGUGUGAGGUUCUUGAAUCGAUGGCCGACGGAUUGAGGAUUCAACAGAGGGAUAUUUUCAGCAAACUUUUGAUGGAUGAACAGAGCGACUCUUUUUUCAGGCUCAACCACUAUCCUCCAUGCCCAGAGCUUGAAGCCUUUGAUGAUAGGAACAUGAUUGGAUUCGGCGAACACACUGACCCACAAAUCAUAUCCGUUCUCAGAUCGAACAACACGUCCGGGCUCCAAAUAUCCAUGAAAGAUGGGACUUGGGUCUCUGUUCCGCCUGACCAGAAUUCAUUCUUCAUCAAUGUUGGUGACUCCUUACAGGUGAUGACCAAUGGGCGAUUCAGAAGCGUGAGGCACAGAGUUCUGGCGAACAGCUCGAAGUCCAGAGUGUCGAUGAUAUACUUCGGAGGACCACCUUUGAGCGAGAGGAUAGCGCCAUUGCCGUGCCUCAUGAAGGGCAAGGAGAGCCUGUACAAGGAGUUCACAUGGUUCGAGUACAAGAAGGCUGCCUACAACUCGAGGUUGGCCGACGACAGGCUCGAGCAUUUCCAGAGGGUGGCCGCUUCUUGAUGGAGGUCGCCGCUGGGAGCGCCAGAUGUCAAGCAGAGUGGGUUUCAGGAGAGUUACUUUCAUCUUCAUUUUGUUCCUCUUUACUUUACUCGUCUCUCUGUAAUCUUUAUGUUUUUUUUUUUUUUUUUGGGCUUUACCUCCUCGUUUCAAACGAUGUAAAUUACUCUUUCUUGUCAAAUAUCACAUGUAUCCAUGGUCUGCCGCUACCUGUAUUUGACAUGUUUGUAAUAUGUAUUUGUCUAUGUAUGAAGUCGCAGUCAUAAGACUCUCAUAAAGUCACCUUUCAAACACACAGGAAAUUU
Messenger RNA from Rhodamnia argentea, 1436 nucleotides. RefSeq names its product gibberellin 2-beta-dioxygenase 1-like. The record is from RefSeq and is a predicted model, not a curated record. The coding region runs from base 13 to 1134 and encodes 373 amino acids. Gene Ontology annotation, biological process: gibberellin catabolic process; response to light stimulus. Lineage: Eukaryota; Viridiplantae; Streptophyta; Magnoliopsida; Myrtales; Myrtaceae. The transcript has 3 exons.